Molecule: messenger RNA, 3174 nt
Organism: Physcomitrium patens
Lineage: Eukaryota; Viridiplantae; Streptophyta; Bryopsida; Funariales; Funariaceae
Product: cleavage and polyadenylation specificity factor subunit 3-I
Biological process (GO): mRNA 3'-end processing by stem-loop binding and cleavage
Cellular component (GO): mRNA cleavage and polyadenylation specificity factor complex
Molecular function (GO): 5'-3' RNA exonuclease activity; RNA binding; RNA endonuclease activity
Source: RefSeq, a predicted model, not a curated record
CGCCGCAGCGUGAGUGAGCUCCUCCGGAUUGUUCCAUGGCGACAUUGUCGAUUGAUUUAUCAUCCUGCGCUUUCUCGUAUUUCGGUCGCCGGGAGUGAAAUCUGUAAUGCCUCCUGCCCUCCAGUAUCCCGCCAGACCAAACCAGGGCUCAGUUCCGCGCCGUUGCCAAGAACUGAGCACAUCGUUUCAACACAACGGGCACCGCGUCCACUUCAACAAAAUUGUCGAAUGAGUCCUCGUUCCGGGUUCUCCCAGGAUCUUUCGAAGUUUACCUCGAUCGGUUACUACCCCACGAUCAUUCGGUCAAGGUUUGCGAGAUUGAUCGAGACGUGUGAGUGGGGGAGCCAUGUCGAAGCGUAAGGAUACUGCCACGGUGAUAACGCGGGAGGGGGAUAAGCUGGAGGUCACCCCCCUUGGUGCUGGAAAUGAGGUUGGACGUUCGUGUGUCUACAUGACCUACAAAGGCAAAACUGUGAUGUUUGAUUGUGGAAUUCAUCCUGGCUACUCUGGAAUGGCAGCGCUUCCCUAUUUCGAUGAGAUAGAUCCUAUCAGCAUAGACGUUCUACUCGUGACGCAUUUUCAUCUCGACCAUUGUGCUUCACUUCCUUAUUUCCUGGAGAAGACGAAUUUCAAAGGAAGGGUAUUCAUGACACAUGCCACUAAAGCCAUUUACAAGCUCCUUCUAUCCGAUUUUGUCAAAAUCAGUAAGGUGUCAGUGGACGACAUGCUGUACGAUGAACAUGAUAUUGCACGCACGAUGGAGAAAAUUGAGGUGAUUGAUUUUCAUCAAACCAUGGAAGUAAAUGGGAUUCGGUUCUGGUGUUAUACAGCAGGCCAUGUAUUGGGUGCAGCUAUGUUCAUGGUUGAUAUAGCUGGCAUGCGAGUGCUGUAUACAGGGGAUUAUUCUUGUGAGGAGGAUCGCCAUCUCCGUGCUGCUGAGAUGCCACGCUUUUCGCCAGAUGUGUGCAUUAUUGAAUCAACAUACGGUGUGCAAAUUCACCAGCCACGCAUUAUGCGAGAAAGAAGGUUCACGGAUACCGUUGCUCAAACUGUUAGUCAGGGUGGAAAGGUCCUGAUCCCUGCCUUUGCCUUAGGACGAGCUCAAGAAUUACUCCUGAUCCUUGAUGAAUAUUGGGAGGCGCACCCUGAGCUACAACACAUUCCUAUAUACUAUGCAUCCCCUCUUGCAAAGAAAUGCAUGGCAGUGUAUCAGACCUACAUUAAUGCUAUGAACGAACGUAUUCAAAAGCAAUUUGAGGUCUCAAACCCUUUCGAUUUUAAACACAUUCAGCCAUUAAAGAACAUUGACGAAUUCGAUGACAUUGGCCCUGCUGUUGUGAUGGCGUCUCCUGGAGGGCUUCAGAGCGGGUUAUCAAGACAACUUUUUGACAUCUGGUGCCAAGACAAGAAAAAUUCUUGUGUAAUUCCUGGAUACGUGGUUGAGGGAACUCCCGCCAAGGCAAUCAUGAAUGAGCCUAAGGAAGUGACUCUUCUCAGUGGUCUGGUCGUACCUCUAAACAUGCGGGUACAUUACAUAUCAUUUUCUGCUCAUGCAGAUUUCACUCAGACAAGCGCAUUUUUGCACGAGCUGAGACCACCCAACAUUAUUCUCGUCCAUGGAGAGGCCAAUGAAAUGGGACGCUUGAAGGCGAAGCUGACCACGCAAUUCGCUGAGCAGAACGUCAAGAUUCUGUCACCAAAGAAUUGUCAAACAGUUGAAAUGUUUUUUAAGGGAGAGAAGAUCGCCAAGGCAGUGGGUCGUCUUGCGGAGAAGCCAGCUAAAGAAGGAGACAUUGUGAGUGGCCUGUUGGUGCGGAAGGGCUUCACAUAUCAGCUGAUGGCGCCAGAUGAUCUGCACAGCUUCACUCAGCUUUCUACCGGCAGUGUCAUGCAACGACAAUCGGUUCCUUACAAGGGCACAUUCAUCGUGCUUCGCCAUCGGCUUCAGCAAAUGUAUGAACAAGUGGAGGCCGUAGCGAAAGCAGACAGUCCAAUUCUGAAAGUACAUGGAAACCUCACAAUAACCCAUGAAGGAGCUGACCAGGUGAUUCUGCAAUGGGUCUCCGACCCCAUUAGUGAUAUGGUAGCCGACUCAGUGGUAGCGAUGAUCUUGAAGCUGGACUCGCAAUCCAUGUUUGCUGUAGGAGGUGAACGAUCUAAAGAAACCCGAUUAGAGAAAAAUGAGAUUAAGAUAGUCCACUCGCUUCUAGUUUCGUUAUUUGGAGACGUUACACUAGAUGAGAAGCAACAAACUUUAACUGUAAAUGUAGAUGGCACUGUAGCAACCGUAGACCACGUUAAAAAAGGCAUCGAGUGUAAGGAUGAAAACCUGAAAGAGCGCAUCAAGGUUGCCCUUCGCAGAAUACAAACGGCUCUGUAUCCUUUAGAUGCCUAACCUUGCGCCUUGUGAUGCUUUCAUGAGUUCGGAGUAUUUGUAGUUGAUACGGUAUCAAGAGCCAUCCGUCACCUUAGGAGUUUCCAACUGGUCAUCUUUUUGGUUCAAAACCUUCACUGGUAGCGAUGAAGACUCGACAAGCUUCGAGGUUUUUGUCUUGCAAGUGGUAGGUAUCCUCCCAGGGGUUUUGAGCAGGGGAAUGAGGAAGCACAAAAGGUGUGGGUAAUCGUGUUUACCCUGCUCCACAUCGGAUUUAAGCAAGUGAACCAGCUGUUCCAGACUUGGACAGCUGAAAAGGAGCAGGUCUUCUUGCAGCAGAUUUUGCAAAGAGUCCCAAUUAUAUGGAUUCAACUGCAGGUGAUGCAAAAUUGUUAGCAGCCCUCAGCUGGGCAAGCUUGCCGCCCAGCAUUUCUCAUGAAAACGAGAGGGAAAACAAAGGAGGGGAAUCAUGGGUUGCACCUGAACUGCCGAAGCCAGUGAUGCUCCCACCCAAAAUUGCUUUUUGCCUGAAACUUGAGCUUUCAUGGAUAUAGUUGCAAGUUGACAAUCCUGCAGCUCUUUUCGAAUCUGGGAACCAUAUCCCAGUCAUGUUUGCCGCAUCACCUAACUUGCAUCCUUAAUAUGUAAUGUGGUCGUGAUUAUACACGCAGAUGGAUUGUGAUACAUUGUUGGAUUGGAUGCUCUCAAUUUAGAACAAUGUAUUGCUUCAAUGAAGGUUUGGAGUUGUGAUCUUCGAUCAGUGUGCUAAUAAUAAAAAUUAUGUACUGCUAUCCUGUAAA